Messenger RNA from Linnemannia hyalina, 384 nucleotides. The record is from the annotation of a GenBank genome assembly. Lineage: Eukaryota; Fungi; Mortierellomycota; Mortierellomycetes; Mortierellales; Mortierellaceae.
AUGGCCCACCACUCCCUUGAGCUCUCUACCCACACCUACUUUGACGUCAAGAUCCAGCCCGAGGCUAUCGACUACGUCUUGGCAUCCACCCGCACAGCCGCCGCCUCUGAAAACGGAUCUCUCUCCGGCGUUGAAUACAUCGGCCACGUAGGCGAACUCAAAAACCACCUCCUCUACCGUGUAUCCAAACAGCAGCAGGAACCACCAUCACACAUGACCACCAAUACUCAGUCGACACCGUUCCCGUCCUCGAGCCUACAACAAGGGUCCGAUUGGGAAGAACAACGGAACCAACAUAUCGUAGACGCAAUCUCGGCUGUCCAAGGAGUCAUUCACGUCGAUAUCCAAAUCCCUCGACAGCGGAUCAAGAAGGACGAGUUGUAA